AUGUCAGAAGCAAGCGAUCAACAACAACGCAGACCUAGUAUUUUCUUAAGGAUUGCUUGCAAGAUAUUGCCCAAAUUACAAGAUAUAAGUUCUAGUCCUGGAUGUACAUUCCAUGGUUUUGGUUAUGAUUACAAGACCGACGAUUACAACACAUCUGGGGUGCUUUUGAAUGGAGCUGUUCAUUGGCUCAGGAGUAGAUUAAGUGAAACGUCCUCCGCAAUGAUAGUCUCAAUGCAUAUAAGUGAAGAGAGAUUUGAAGAAUUGCAACUACCAAUGACACUACCAACAACGUUAACUAUACAUGAAAUGAAUAUGGGAGUGUUGGAAGAGUGUCUUUGUGCACUUGCUCAUAUGCAAAGGACUUUUCAAGUGUGGGUAAUGCAAGAUUAUGGAGUUUCAGAGUCUUGGACUAAACUUUACACCAUUACAUUUGAGAGCAUGCCAUGUUGUGUAUAUUUUGAUGUGAAACUUAUCGAGUCUUUUAAGGAUGGUGAGAUUCUGUUCAAGAACCAGUGUCGUGUAACUUUAUAUGACCCGAAGCAUGGAGCUACGAGAAAGCCAAAUAUUAACAUCCAUGGUUUAAUAGUGCGAAAAGCAGUUAUUUUGAAAGUUUGGUUUCCUUAA
This is a messenger RNA of Papaver somniferum (opium poppy), 624 nucleotides long. Its product is annotated as F-box protein At3g07870-like. The transcript has 2 exons. The coding region runs from base 1 to 624 and encodes 207 amino acids. The record is from RefSeq and is a predicted model, not a curated record. NCBI's taxonomy places the organism in Eukaryota, Viridiplantae, Streptophyta, Magnoliopsida, Ranunculales, Papaveraceae.